AUGUGUACAGUGCCGCGUGCCACAGACAGCAGGGGCUGCUUUCUACGCAGAAGUCUUACACAGGCCUGUGACAGUUCAGGGUUGCACACACGGUCCUUUUUGUGCACGUUGCAGACGGUCAGUGUCUGCCCAGGUUCUACCAUUCUGCGUGUGCCGUGCUCUGGUGAGUACGUGGCGAGAAGCAGCAUGGCCAGUCACUCUGAGGGGGAAGGAAUCUCCGGCCGCACCGCAAACCAAACCGACGGUGCAGAUCAAGGAGAUCAAGAUGCAGGCGGCGAACGGAGCUGCGCACCAAGGUGCAAGUGA
Molecule: messenger RNA, 306 nt
Organism: Symbiodinium sp. CCMP2592
Lineage: Eukaryota; Dinophyceae; Suessiales; Symbiodiniaceae
Source: the annotation of a GenBank genome assembly